This is a messenger RNA of Chilo suppressalis (striped riceborer), 1430 nucleotides long. NCBI's taxonomy places the organism in Eukaryota, Metazoa, Arthropoda, Insecta, Lepidoptera, Crambidae. The record is from the annotation of a GenBank genome assembly.
CGAAGCGGCCAAUUGAUACUGUACAUUCAUUCGUCCAAUCAAAUCGCUUGCAAACGUAGUACAAAUCACAACAGUCCGAGAAGUGAUUAAAUUUCAUAUACAUUACGCGUUAUUUUAUUAAAAGCUCAAACGAACUGUUACUUAUUAUAAGAAAGGUAUCGUAUACCUACCUACGUGUCGUGUUGCGAAGUUAAAAUGCAAGUGAAGGGACUAAGAUUUACGAAAUAGCAUAAAAUUGUUAUGUUUUAGUCCAUUCGAAAGUGUGUGUGGGAUAAGUUUGCGCAGGAGAAACGGUUAUAAAAGUUUUUUUUUGUUUUGUUGUUCUAUAAAAUCAAAAUGGAAGAAAUCAAGAUGGUGUUAGAAAUUGAUAGUGACGGAGCACCCUAUGUUAUGUGGGGUAAAAAUAAAAUGAAACUAGAAAACAUGCCGUUGACUGAGAAAUCGUACAAAGAAAAGGCUGCGAAAGAGCUGAGAGAAGAGCCAGAAAUUGUGAAGGCGGCUUUGGAGGAGCUUAGGCAACUUUUAAGAGGGGAGGCUAGCUUAACGGUGCCAAUUGAUAACGACGAGUUUCUGAUGAAAUUUCUCAGACCGUGCAAGUUUUACGCUGAGAGCGCAUUCAAGAGGAUAAAAGCGUACUACAAAUUCAGACUGGCGUAUUCUGAGCAUUGUUUUGACUUAAGACCGGGUUCAGUCCGCUCAACUUUUGAGAAGUCCAUCGUGUCUGUGCUGUCUCCACGGGACCAGCACGGCCGGCGAAUUUUGCUUGUACAGUCAGAAAAUUGGAAUCCCCGUGACGUGCCCCUGACGGAGGUAUUCCGGGGGAUACAGGUGGCCCUGGAAGCAGCUAUAGUAGAACCCCGCACGCAAGUCUGCGGCGUGGUGACCAUUCUUGACAUGCGGGGCUUGAGCUUCGCGCAGAUAAUGCAGUUCACACCUUCUUUCGCUAAGAUGAUGGUGGAUUGGAUACAGGAUUGCGUCCCGAUCCGGUUAAAGGCAGUGCACGUAAUCAACCAGCCUUACAUCUUCAACAUGCUAUUUGCUGUCUUCAAGCCGUUCUUGCGGGAGAAGCUGCGUUCUCGCAUUCACUUCCACGGCAGCAGCAAGCCGGCGUUACUCGCUCACAUUGAAGAAUCUGCACUCAGGAAAAGGCACGGAGGAACUUUGCCAGAGCCUGAUGUCCCCGGCGAAUUACUUAUAAAAUGCCUCCUGCAUUACGAAGAUCAGUUUAAAUUGGUCAAUUCUUACGGAUACGUCAACAGCAGCAAAAGCAAAUCCUAAAAUGUCACCAGAAGCACAGAACUUUUGAACAUAAAUUUGUUGAUUGUAGCUGGUAAAUGAUUUUUAUUGUCGAGGAAAAUGCCCUAAUUAAGAACUAUCGAUAUUUCUUCUGUUUAAAUGUGUUAGAGGAAUUUAAUUUUCUAAGUAUUCGG